AUGACGUCUCACGACGGCCCCGAGAUUUUACAAAUUUUCGGCAUCCUUCUUUCUACUUUCGUCUUCUUUCGGAAAUCCAGCCCGUAUUGGACGAUGACUUUACCGAAUAUGCCCAGUAACGCCUCAAGCUCUAGAACCCACAAGUCGUGCGAUGCAUGCACGUCGCGCAAAGUUCGAUGUCCAGGCCCAGGUUCAUCUGGAACUUGUACCAACUGCACGAGAAGGAAGAGCGAGUGCGUUUUCGGCGUGAGGAAACUGGCCCGCAGGCCAAACAUUCAAAGACAAUUCUUCCCUACGAGCCGGUCUUCCGGCACGCCUGAUGAGAUACAACAAGGGUGCACCGUAUCGGUUUUAGACUUCGCAACACUGCCAACACCGGCAUCUAAGUCACCGGAUCCGACAAUCUCGGAGAAAUCAUCCACUCCCGAUCCAAAUGCCCGACGGCCCGCCCCGCACCGGAUUCCGGAACUCUACGUGGAUCGAGUGCUCGAUAGAGCUCGUAAAGCUCCGAGAUCAACCAGGCCUUCCGAGGCCUCCAACUAUGUCAAAGGUUAUGGUAUUUUUGGCGGUACGAAGAAUUUGACCUUCUUUUCUGAAGGGAGAUUGAAAUCCCUCGCACAAUGCCUCGGCCAUGAGAAAGUCCACGAUCUGGUCGGGCGAAUUGCAAGCGCUGUUGAGGAACGCGGGAGGUUCGUCAAACUCCGUGCUUGUAGUUUGAAUCGUCGACCUGAGCGCCCGGCCUGCCUUGACGACAAAGCCCUUCUCGCAAAGUAUGUCAAAUUAUAUUUUGAGCAAGUACACCCUCGGUUCCCGUUCCUCGACCGCGAUGCAUUCGAGAGGACUGCUUUUAGUCAGGAUCAGCCUCACUCUGCGCCCAAAAGCAAGUCAUGGAUAUGUCUCUAUCAUUCCGUUCUUGCUCUUGGUUGUCAAUACGACGGUGGUGGAUCUUUCGAGCCUGGGGAAGGUGAUGCAUGGAAGUUCUUCUCAAUCGCUCUAGCCAACUUUGCCGAUUUGAUCAUGCUACCAGACACUCUUACAACUUUCCAAGCUGUAGUAGCAAUGAUGAUAUACUCGCUUGGUAUUGCUGGUAUUGUGCUGGAGCACGUCCUCAUGUCAGAAGCUGCCCGGCGAGCACAGAAUCUCGCCGACGCCAAGUUUGUCGGAGCCGCAGCAGACGCAUUCCGGCGGACUUUUUGGGUGUUUUACUCUUUGGAAAAGAUCAAUAGCUUCCAUCAUGGUAGAUCAUCUGCAAUCAUGGACUGCGAUAUAUCCUGCUCCGUUCCAUCCACACCCGAAUCCUUCUUCUCUGGCGGCUUCGAUUGGUUUUUAUGUUUCGUCAGCCACGCGCGUCUGCUAUCCCGGGCAAACACAUCACUCUUCUCUGUUGGCGUAUCUGACAACCCCGGGGAGUACCACCUAGACAUCAUCGAUCAGCUUCUGGACGAGCUCGAAGAUUGGAGAAGCUCACUGCCGGAUAACGGCUUCAGGCCAGGCGGCUGGGUCAAACCUCACUCAAUCAUUGAAGACCAAGAGCACAUGUCGCCCUACACCCCCAUGUGGAUGAUGGCAACAAUUCCCAUCAUGGCCUUUUUUGUCUUAUUCGAUCUCGUCAUCCAUAAUCCUCGGCAGAUUCAUACAGCAACCAACUUGGCGUUGCUUGACGUGGUAAAGGGCCACUGCAGCCGAAUGGAAAUGAUCUCGAAUGGUGCAAUACCAGGAUCCAUGGUUGGCGAGUUUGCACAGAUCGCUCGAAGUUAUGUGAACGAGGUCAACGGACGGAGUCCAACCGGCCUGACACCACAUGCGCCAUCUGAAGCAUUCCAGGCACUCACUACACAGCCUCAAUGGUCACUGCCCCAGCAACCCAAUUAUGACGUCGCUUCAACGGACAUUCACACGGACUUCUCGACUAUGAACUUGGCCUCUAACUCGACUAUGACGGGACGUAUGGAUAUCGAAGCACCCGCGGUUGUCCCCAGUCCGCUCGUCGGAACUGACGUGAUGAAUCUCUUCGAAGGCUGGCUCCCCGACCUGGAUCCCAUGUUCUUCCACACUAUGAGCGCUCAGAACAACAUGGACCAAUCGACAUCUCAGCAUGACUUCCCGAUUUCCUCGGAUCCGUUGUAUGGACAUCCCUCUUGA
Molecule: messenger RNA, 2142 nt
Organism: Colletotrichum tamarilloi
Lineage: Eukaryota; Fungi; Ascomycota; Sordariomycetes; Glomerellales; Glomerellaceae
Exons: 11
Coding region: 1-2142 (713 amino acids)
Biological process (GO): regulation of DNA-templated transcription; DNA-templated transcription
Molecular function (GO): zinc ion binding; DNA-binding transcription factor activity, RNA polymerase II-specific; DNA binding
Source: RefSeq, a predicted model, not a curated record